This is a messenger RNA of Anoplophora glabripennis (Asian longhorned beetle), 405 nucleotides long. RefSeq lists its product as uncharacterized. The record is from RefSeq and is a predicted model, not a curated record. NCBI's taxonomy places the organism in Eukaryota, Metazoa, Arthropoda, Insecta, Coleoptera, Cerambycidae. The transcript is spliced from 3 exons. The coding region runs from base 61 to 405 and encodes 114 amino acids.
AAAGAAUCUUGUUUAUACCUACAAAUUCUCGGUAUUUAUUUCAUUUAGUUAACCUAUAAAAUGAUGUCAUUAUUUAUAUGUGCAAUGUUGUUUACUCUAGCAAAAGUAAAUGUGUUUUCCGAGCAUUCGACAUGUUCAGAAGGAAGCGAAUGCAUUCCUUUAAACAAAUGCAAGCUAGAGUAUCUGAACAGCAUCUUAUUUCCUUGUCAUAAUGGACUAAACUUGUACUGUUGUCCAUCUGAAGGAGUGAAGAAUGAUACAGUUACCGAUUUGCUUGUUAGAAGUAGAGAAUUGUUCCCCAAAGAGUGUGGUAUAGCAUUUAUAGAUGACAAAAUAACAGGGGGUGAAUCAGCUGACCUGGGUCAGUUUCCUUGGAUGGCUCUCCUAGGAUACAAACGUAAGUAA